AUGGCCCUUCCGACGCGAGGACGAGUGAUUGUCGACACAACUGCGGGAGAGAUUGACAUUGAGCUGUGGUCAAAGGAAACACCGAAAACAUGUAGGAAUUUCAUUGCUCUGGCCAUGGAAGGCUACUACGACGGUGUCAUAUUCCACCGGAUCGUUCCCAACUUCCUGGUACAGACGGGAGAUAGAACGGGCACGGGUGCAGGUGGAGAAUCCUUCUACGGAGAGCCAUUCGAAGAUGAGAUACAUCCGCGAUUGCGUUUCGCACACCGAGGGCUUGUUGCAAUGGCCAACAACGGCGAGAAGAACUCGAAUGAUUCACAAUUCUUCAUUACGCUGGACCGCGCCGACGAACUUCACGGCAAACAUACGCUCUUCGGCCGUGUGAUCGGUGAUACGCUCUACAACGUGUUGAAGAUUGGUGAAAUGGAGGUUGACGACAACGAGCGACCGCUCUACCCGCCUAAGAUCAAGUCCGUUCGUAUCGUCGACAACCCCUUCCCGGAUAUUAUCCCACGUAUUACCGCUGAGGAGAAACGCGCACAACAUCGUGCACGGGAGAAAGCCCAGAGGGCGCGAGAAGAGGAGCAACGACGACGAGGAGCGAAGAAGGACGUCAAGUUGCUCAGCUUCGGUGCGGACGAGGGCGGUGAGGAGGAAGAACCCGUAUUGUUCAAGAAGAAAGCUAUCGUUCGCCCUGAUCUGCUUGAGCCUGUACAGGCCAUCGGAAUGCCCGACUUGAAUGGCCCACCUGUCAAGGAGAAGAAGUCGAAACAGACAAAAGGCCACAGCGAAGAGUCGAAGACGCCUGAGGCCUCCUCGAAACCGUCCAAGAAAGAGGACAUCGAGAUCAUCAAAAUCCGCGAGAAACACGCCCAAGAAAAGGCAGCAGAGAAAACCGCACGCCAGACUGAGAUUGAGAAGAUGGAGGCUGACAUCCGUAAGCUGACACAGCGGGCCGCGGGCGAGGACAGCGAUGAGGAGCGCGCGCGGAAGAAGCAGAAGCGUUCCUAUCUCGAAGAGGAGAUGGCCAAGUACACGAAGGGCCGCGGCGUGCACAAGAAGGGCAAGCGGAAGGAUGAGGGUGAUGUCCUCGCAGCGCUGAACAGCUUUCGGAGCAAGAUCAAUCGCACUACGCCUGAGGAAGGAGAUUCCGGCGAACCUGGUGCCUCUCAUGUGGAUGGUGAGGCUGGUGUGAGCGAGGGGGCCGCAGCUGUUGGGACGGGAGAAGAGGAGGGCAUGGAAGUGGAUGAUGAUUUCGGGUUCUUGGGGCAUAAGCUGUCUUUUCCGAAAGGGAAUGAAGAGGAGGUGGCCAAGGCGGAACGAGACUACGAGGUCAUUGAUCCGAGGCAGAGAGGCGCGAGGGCGAAGGAGGAGGAGAGGGAGAGGAAGCGAGCGAUGAAACCGAAGGAUGGGAGACGAGGGUACAGGCGAUAG
Messenger RNA from Fomitopsis serialis, 1434 nucleotides. Its product is annotated as cyclophilin-like domain-containing protein. Gene Ontology annotation, biological process: protein folding; protein peptidyl-prolyl isomerization. The coding region runs from base 1 to 1434 and encodes 477 amino acids. NCBI's taxonomy places the organism in Eukaryota, Fungi, Basidiomycota, Agaricomycetes, Polyporales, Fomitopsidaceae. Gene Ontology annotation, molecular function: peptidyl-prolyl cis-trans isomerase activity. The transcript has 13 exons. Gene Ontology annotation, cellular component: catalytic step 2 spliceosome. The record is from RefSeq and is a predicted model, not a curated record.